This is a messenger RNA of Fonsecaea nubica, 3420 nucleotides long. RefSeq lists its product as hypothetical. The record is from RefSeq and is a predicted model, not a curated record. Lineage: Eukaryota; Fungi; Ascomycota; Eurotiomycetes; Chaetothyriales; Herpotrichiellaceae. The transcript is spliced from 11 exons. Gene Ontology annotation, biological process: double-strand break repair via break-induced replication; DNA catabolic process; mitotic intra-S DNA damage checkpoint signaling. Gene Ontology annotation, molecular function: 3'-flap endonuclease activity; oxidoreductase activity, acting on paired donors, with incorporation or reduction of molecular oxygen; DNA binding. Gene Ontology annotation, cellular component: Holliday junction resolvase complex; nucleus. Bases 1 to 3420 code for a protein of 1139 amino acids.
AUGGCAUCCUCACAGGUCCAUCAACUCGUCGUCAAACUCAGGGCAUGUGUGCAAGCCACAAGGCCAGCCGAUGUCGCUCUGGUCGGGCUGGCAGUUGUCGCUCUCACUUUCCUGACCACAUGUAUUUACCGGCUCUACUUCCACCCACUCGCACGCUACCCCGGGCCGUGGUACAUGAAAGUCACUUCCCUGUAUGAUUUCUACAUUGGUGUCGGGGAGCGCAGACAUCUCCAUAUCCAUCAUUUGCAUCAGAAAUAUGGCCCCGUGGUUCGGUACAGCCCGAAUGCUUUGGCCUUUAACGAUCCCCAAGCCUUUCGAGAUAUCUACGGAUUCAAACGCAAUUUUCGGAAAGCAGACGCCACGACCGUCGGCGCCUCUGGCCACCCGGACGCACGAAAUACAUUCAGCGAGCCCCUGACAGAGAACGCCAUGAAGAAGAGAAGGAUCCUGUCACAGGGCUUCUCAGAGUCUGCUUUGAGAGAUGCUGAAGAAUUCAUGAUUGAAAAGAUCCAGAUCCUGUGUAAACAGCUGAUCAACCCCGAGACAGAAAAGGCCAAAGACAUGUCGCUGUGGUUGAAUUACCUGGCCUACGACAUCAUGGGCGAAGUCGUCUUUGGGAAGAGCUUCGACAUGUUGACGAACCCCUCCUUGCGCUAUGUGUUGGACUUGAUCGAUUCCAUGGUGUUUUCCACUCUCUUGGGAGGCAUCGCACCCUGGAUCUACAGGAGUGGUUUGAUCAACGUCCUCUUUCCGCGACUCCUGCGUACCCGCACCAAAUUUAUCGCCUACGUGGCUGGUGUCGUGCAGAACAGAAUCGCAGCCGAAGCCGACGCCGCCGCUGCAGGACGACGCAAGGACUUUUUCCAUUAUCUGCUCAACGCCAAAGAUGCAGACACGGGCAAGCCGUUGCCGAUCGAGUUCCUCUUCUCCGAGGGCGUCUUGCUGGUCGUCGGCGGGAGCGACACUAGUCUGGCCGCCACCCUUUUCUACCUGCUCAAAUACCCCCAGUGUAUGGAGAGGCUGCGUCAAGAACUCGACGCCAAGUUCGACAGCGUCGAUGAGAUCAGAUCCGGCGCGAAGCUGGCUCGCUGUUCUUACCUCCGAGCUUGUGUGGACGAGGCGCUGCGCAUGGCACCCCCAGGUCCUGGCUUACUUCCCAGGGCGGCCUUGAAGGGCGGAGAAACCGUGAAUGGAGAGUUCAUCCCAGAAGGUAUUGACGUCGGCGUCGGCUGGUGGGCCCUUGCGUACAACGAAAAGUACUUUCCCGAACCAGACAUGUUCCGACCAGAGCGAUACCUCACGAGUGACGGGAGUACAAACGAAGACACCGCUACAGCAAAAGAUUGCUAUUGGGCGUUUUCCAUGGGCCCGCGAAAGUGUCCCGGCAUCAAGAUGGCGUAUCAGGAACUCUACAUCACCAUUGCGAGGCUGGUUUAUCUCUUCGACAUGCACCCCGAGCGGCCGGAAGAAUUGCAGAAAAACUUUGAGCUUCUGGAUCAUUUCAGGUGUGCAGCAUGUCUGAUUGACUUCUGCGCUGUGGUUUUCGCCCCGGGUAAGAUGGCUGAAGACUGUGCAAACCCGCUGCUGGCGGGCUGGCUGAAGGAAUGGAUGGAUGAAGCAAAAGAACGCAACAGUAAAGGCUACACUGUUUACAAAAAAGCAUAUCAAUCCAUCAAAGCGUGCCCCCUGGCUUUCAGCCACCCCUCCGAAGCCCAACAACUGAACGGCCUAGGCCCUAAACUAUGCGACCGACUUACGGAGAAGCUCAAACAGCAUUGCGAGCGGAAUGGGCUGGUUAUGCCAAGCAAGAAAGGCCGGAGGAACAGGACAUCAGAAGACUCGCCGCCAGAUGAGGCCCGACCGGACGAAGCAGAACAGUCCUCGCCAGUCCGUAGGAAGCGGAAGGCUCAGCCAUAUGUUCCAAAAUACAGGUCUGGUGCUUAUGGUUUAAUAGUCGCUCUCGGCACCUUGGACCAUGAAAGCAAUCAGGCCAUCCCAAAACCCGACCUGAUUGAACUGGCACAGCCUCACUGCGAUGCGAGUUACACGGUCCCGAGUGACCCCACGAAAUUCUUCACGGCGUGGAAGUCUAUGCAAACAUUGGAGUCAAAAGAGCUUGUCUGCACCAAGGGCCACCCGACGAAACGAUAUUACUUGUCCGAUGAAGGAUGGGAGGUCGCAGAAGGUAUACAAGCGAGCGCCGGCGGUCGGCCUGGGGCGGCGAAGAAGAAAAAGAAUCAGCGGGAAACUACAUCAACUCGUCGCGAGAACGCUUCAAGAUCCGUCACCCCAGAGUCUGAAAAGCGGCAAACAGCUUCGGCUGCCCCAGUACAACCCAACCGACUUGCCGGGGCUGCAGCUCGCCGAGCUUCUGAUGACUUGGAAGUAUUGUCGAUUUCCGAGAACGACAUGCCUGAAUCAAAUCCGGAGACGAGGUUUGUGCGCUCUGAUGGCGGAAAACUUGGUCGAAGACCGACAGGUUCCAACUCCUCCCUUGAGGAUACAAUCAUCUUGCCAGCAGGAAGCUUCGAGGUGAAAAUGGUACUGGAUAUGCGUGAAGUUCGCACAACCACUGAUCGAGAUUACAUCUCUGGAGAGCUGAAAAAACAUGGUAUCACUGCAACCAUUCGCUCACUUCCAUUAGGUGAUGUCUUGUGGGUCGCAGAAGUAAAUCCGCUCUACACUAAUCGUCUCAAGGCAGCAAGUGUUGGCGACGAAGGCGACAACAAGGUAGAAAUUGUUUUGGAACACAUCCUGGAGCGCAAAAGGCUCGACGACCUGAUCAGCAGUAUCAAAGACGGACGUUUCCACGAACAGAAAUUCCGACUGCACAGGUCCGGGAUAAAGAAUGUGACUUAUCUUAUUGAGGAGUACUCGAUCUCUUCGGAGAGAAGUGAGAAAUACGGGGAUGCACUGGAAAGUGCCGUCGCCAGUAUGCAAGUGGUCGACAACUUCUUUGUCAAGCAAACAACAAAGCUGGACGAUACGAUCCGUUAUCUUGCCCGUAUGACCAAAACCCUCAAGGGACUGUACGAGAGCAAGGACAUCAACGUCAUCCCUGCUCAAAGCUUCGAAGCCGAGGCUGUUUCGUUAUUGCUGGAGCGGUUCAGAAAGAACUCUCCUGGGAGGGCGUUUGGCAUGACAUUCUCGGUAUUUAGUGCCAUGUGUGACAAGUCGGAGAGCAUGACUCUUCGAGAUGUCUAUCUCAAGAUGUUGAUGUGUACCCGAGGCGUGACUGGGGAGAAGGCGAUUGAGAUACAGAAAAUCUGGCCGACGCCGCGUGCUCUGGCCGAAGCUUUCGAGGCUCAAGAAAAGGGAAAUGCGCGGGAUGCGAUGAUCAGCGAUCGUCUUGGGUCUACCAUUCCUCGGAAGAAGGUUGGGAAGGCAUUGAGCACGAAAAUUGCAGAGAUUUGGGGGUGA